AUGUCAUCUUUGAGGGUAAACCACUGUAAGAAGUCGCUCAAGUUCUUUCUCGACCUAGGUAAGGGUACACUGAUGUUAAGAAUCGCUUGCUCCAGCUCAAGGCAAUCAAGCAACUCUCGAGUACAGACAACUGAAACCCAAUGUCAUAGAUAUUUAUCAUACUCAAGUACCACCGGAGUUGAAGGGCAAGGGGAUCACUGCUCAGUUGUGCAAGGUAAAUGUUUUUCCUUUCCGAUGUAUAGUAAGUAAUAUUAGAUUAUUUUCAUAGUAUAACGAUUAAACAUGUCAUCAUUUGGACCCUAUAUUUACAUUUCUUUGUCAAACCUGCUUUACAGGAGGCCUUUUCUUUUGCCAAGGACAACAAACUCAAAGUUGUUACUAGCUGUCCAACUGCUCUAAAGUACGUUGAAUCAAAGGCUACAGAAGCCGAGCGGAAGAUCGUGGUCAGCCAGCUCAAAGACAAAAAGGAUUACCAAGAUUUAUGA
This is a messenger RNA of Bursaphelenchus okinawaensis, 485 nucleotides long. The record is from the annotation of a GenBank genome assembly. NCBI's taxonomy places the organism in Eukaryota, Metazoa, Nematoda, Chromadorea, Rhabditida, Aphelenchoididae.